Messenger RNA from Prorocentrum cordatum, 5979 nucleotides. Lineage: Eukaryota; Dinophyceae; Prorocentrales; Prorocentraceae. The record is from the annotation of a GenBank genome assembly.
AUGGCGUUCUCAUCAGCUGGCCCCGUGGAUAUAUCAAGCCUCACCCGCAUCGCGAAAGACGACCUCGGGCUCAAGCCCCAGCCCAAGGAGCCCACGUUCAAGGGCGCCCUGCUCCAGAUUCACGUGCGCUCCCAACCGUACGGCGGCUCGGACAAGAGCAGCAACGGCCACCGCUACGACAGCAUCCCCUUCGCCAACGGCAUGAUCAGCGCCGGAAUGAGCUGCCAGCUGAUACACUACAAGUUCGAGGAACACGACAAGUUCUUCAGCGUGUGUAAGAAUUUCGACUUCCUCAUUGUGCGCUGCAACCCAGGCCAAAUCAAGGCCGAUGGUGGUGACCAGGCUCGUUUCGACAACGGGGUACGCGGCUUGCGGAAGCUGGGCAUCCAGGCGUGGCCGUCCCCAGACGUCAUGGAGUUCAUGGGCGCCAAGGACGCUCUGUGCAAGGUAGCGCACAUGAUGAUCGGCCUGGCGGACACCCUCUCCUUCUACGACCCAAAGCUGUUUGAGGCGGGUUUCAAGAAGACCAUGGCGUUCCAGCCCCGCGUGAUCAAGCAGAACCGUGGGUCUUCUGGCGAGGGUAUCUGGAUCAUCAAGCUGAAGGCCGGCAACUACUGUGCCACUUACGGCGAGCGCGUCUGCACCGACGACGAGGUCCUCGACCUCAUGGAGGCGAACGACAAUCACUCCGAGGAGCACACGGUGGCGGAGUUCGUCGAGUUCUGCGUCAACGGCCGCACGGCCAAGUCUGGUACCUGGACCUCCAAGGGCGUCGGAAAGUACCUGGAGGGCGGCAAGGAUGCCGGAGGCAUGCUCGUCGACCAGCGUUUCUGCCCGCGCAUCGUCGAAGGCGAGCUGCGCUACAACAUGGUCGCAGACGCUCUCGUGGGAAUCAUCCACAAGAAGCCCAAGGAGGGCGGCAUCUCCGCUGUCGGCGGCACUGGCUCGAUCUACACCUUCUACGGCCCCGAAGAGCCCAAGUUCAUGAACCUCACGGACAACUUCCUGAAGAAGGACCUGCCGUUUGUGAUGCCGGCCCUCGGCCUCGCGUCGGAGCCCAUCCCACUGUGGUGGACCACCGACUUCAUCCUGGCCUCACCAGUGGGCACCCCUGCCGCGGAGGAGAAGUGGAUCGUGGGCGAGUUCAACUGCUCCUGCGUCGGCAUCUCCAAGUGCCUGGCCGCCUACUGCAAGGACGACACACCGAACGCGUGCUACACCGACAUCGCGGCGGAGGACCUUGCCGAGGCGGACCGGUACGGCGCUCUCAUGGGUGAGAAGGCGCUGAAGAUCUGCAGGGAGGAAUUCUCUUCUUCGAAGCCCGUCGAUAUCACUUCGAUCACUCGCGUCGCUAAGGACGACUUGGGAUUGCUGCCUCAGCCCUUCAAGCCAAAGUUCAAGGGCGCCCUCGCCCAGAUCUACGUGCGCAGCCAGAGCUAUGGCGGCUCUGACAAGAGCUCCAACGGCCACCGCUACGACUCGAUCCCGUUCGCCAACGGCAUGAUUGCCGCAGGCAUGAGCUGCCAGCUAAUCCAUUACGUCCACCAGGAGCACGAGGCCUUCUUCAAGGUUGGCUCGAAGUUCGACUUCAUCAUCAUGCGCUGCAACCCCGGGCAGAUCGCGGCCGACGGUGGCUCCCAGCAGAAGUUCGACGACGGCAUGCGCGGGCUGCGCAAGAAAGGCAUUCAGGUCUGGCCGUCCCCGGACGUGAUGGAGUUUAUGGGGGCGAAAGAUGCGCUGUGCAAAGUGGCCAGCAUGAACAUCGGCCUCGAGGACACGUAUUCAUAUUACGACCCCGUUGAGUUCGCGACUCUCUUCAAGAAGACGAUGGCGUUCCAGCCUCGCGUGAUGAAGCAGAACCGCGGCUCCUCGGGCGAGGGCAUCUGGAUCAUCAAGCUGAAGGCCGGCAACUACUGCAAGACCUACGGCGAGCGCUCCUGCACCGACGACGAGGUACUCGACCUCAUGGAGGCGAACGACAAUCACUCCGAGGAGCACACGGUGGCGGAGUUCGUCGAGUUCUGCGUCAACGGCCGCACGGCCAAGUCUGGGACCUGGACCUCCAAGGGCGUCGGGAAGUACCUGGAGGGCGGCAAGGCGGCGGGCGGCAUGCUGGUGGACCAGCGCUUCUGCCCGCGCAUCGUCGAGGGCGAGCUGCGCUACAACAUGAUCAUGGACGAGCUGGUGGGUAUCAUCCAUAAGAAGCCCAAGGAGGGCGGCAUCUCCGCCGUCGGCGGCACUGGCUCGAUCUACACCUUCUACGGCCCCGAGGAGCCCAAGUUCAUGAACCUCACCACCAACUUCCUGCAAAAGGAUCUGCCGUUCGUGAUGCCCGCGCUCGGCCUGGCGGACGAGCCCAUCCCACUGUGGUGGACCACCGACUUCAUCCUGGCCUCACCAGUGGGCACCCCUGCCGCGGAGGAGAAGUGGAUCGUGGGCGAGUUCAACUGCUCCUGCGUCGGCAUCUCCAAGUGCCUGGCGGCCUACUGCAAGGACGACACACCGAACGCGUGCUACACCGACAUCGCGGCGGAGGACCUUGCCGAGGCGGACCGGUACGGCAUCCUGAUGGGCAUCAAGGCAAGGUCUAUCUGCUCAGGAGCUCCGCCAUCCCUCGGCCCCGUGGACGUCUCAAAGAUCACUCGUGUCGCCAAGGACGACCUCGGCCUGCUACCGCAGCCCAAGGAUCCCAAGUUCAAGGGCGCCUUGUGCCAGAUCUACGUGCGGUCCGCGAAGUACGGUGGCUCGGACAAGAGCAACAACUGCCACCGCUACGACUCGAUCCCGUUUGCUAACGGCAUGAUCAAGGUGGGCAUGAGUUGCCAGCUGAUUCAUUACGUCCACCAGGAGCACGACGCCUUCUUCAGCACGUGCGCGAAUUUCGACUUCCUCAUUGUUCGUUGCAAUCCCGGUCAGAUCAAGGCCGAUGGUGGCGACCAGGGCAAAUUCGACGAUAGCAUGCGGGAGAUGCGCAAGCUGGGAAAGCAGGUCUGGCCCUCCCCUGACGUGAUGGAGUUCAUGGGCGCCAAAGACGCCCUCUGUAAGGUCGCGACCAUGAACAUCGGGCUGGAGGACACACUGUCGUUCUACGACCCAGUCGAGUUCGCCGCAGGCUUCAAGAAGACCAUGGCGUUCCAGCCCCGCGUGAUCAAGCAGAACCGUGGGUCUUCUGGCGAGGGCAUCUGGAUCAUCAAGCUGAAGGCCGGCAACUACUGUGGCACUUACGGCGAGCGCGUCUGCACCGACGACGAGGUGCUGGACCUGAUGGAGGCGAACGACAACCACGCGGAGGAGCACACGGUGGCGGAGUUCGUCGAGUUCUGCGUCAACGGCCGCACGGCCAAGUCUGGGACCUGGACCUCCAAGGGCGUCGGGAAGUACCUGGAGGGCGGCAAGGCGGCGGGCGGCAUGCUCGUGGACCAGCGCUUCUGCCCGCGCAUCGUCGAGGGCGAGCUCCGCUACAACAUGGUCGCCGACGUCCUCGUGGGAAUCAUCCACAAGAAGCCCAAGGAGGGCGGUAUCUCCGCCGUCGGCGGCACUGGCUCGAUCUACACCUUCUACGGGGGCGACGAGCCCAAGUUCAAGAGCCUCACCGUCAACUUCCUCGAGAAGGACCUCCCGCACGUCAUGCCGGCUCUCGGCCUGGCGGACGAGCCGAUCCCGCUCUGGUGGACCACCGACUUCAUCCUGGCGUCGCCAGAGGGCACUCCCGCGGAGCAGGAGAAGUGGAUCGUGGGCGAGUUCAACUGCUCGUGCGUGGGCAUCUCCAAGUGCCUGGCGGCGUACUGCAAGGACGACACGCCGAACGCGUGCUACGACGACAUCUCGGCCGAGGACAGAGUUGAGCUGAAGAUGUACGAGGGCUUCCUCGGGCAGAAAGCGCAGGAGCUCCUACGCAAGGGCGUCCCCCCGUCGGCGGGCCCAGUGGGUGUCGCAUCCCUCACGCGCAUCGCCAAGGACGACCUGGGCCUCAUGGACCAGCCGGUGUCCCCGAGCUACAAGGGCGCCCUCGCUCAGAUCUACGUGCGCAGCGCGAAGUACGGCGGCUCCGACAAGAGCAGCAACGGCCACAGGUACGACUCGAUCCCGUUCGCCAACGGCAUGAUCAAGGCUGGCAUGAGCUGCCAGCUGAUCCACUACGUCUGGCAGGAGCAUAACGAGUUCAUGAACGUGUGCAAGGGCUUCGACUUCAUCAUCGUGCGCUGCAACCCCGGGCAGAUCGCGGCCGACGGUGGCUCCCAGCAGAAGUUCGACGACGGCAUGCGCGGCCUCCGCAGAGCUGGCAUCCAGGUCUGGCCCUCCCCAGACGUGAUGGAGUUCAUGGGCGCGAAGGACGCUCUGUGCAAGGUGGCUACGCUGAACAUCGGCCUGGAGGACACCCUCUCGUUCUACGACCCCGCGGAGUUCGAGGCCGGCUUCAAGAAGACCAUGGCGUUCCAGCCCCGCGUUAUCAAGCAGAACCGCGGCUCCUCAGGGGAGGGCAUCUGGAUCAUCAAGCUCAAGGCCGGUAACUACUGCAAGGCCUACGGAGAGCGGUCUUGCACCGACGACGAGGUGCUGGACCUGAUGGAGGCGAACGACAACCACGCGGAGGAACACACCGUGGCCGAGUUCGUCGAGUUCUGCGUCAACGGCCGCACUGCGAAGUCUGGCACCUGGACCUCCAAGGGUGUCGGGAAGUAUUUGGCGGGCGGCAAGGAAGCGGGCGGCAUGCUGGUGGACCAACGCUUCUGCCCCCGCAUCGUAGAGGGUGAGCUGCGGUACAACUGUGUCGGCGACCAGCUGGUGGGGAUCAUCCACAAAAAGCCCAAGGAGGGCGGCAUCUCCGCCGUCGGCGGCACGGGCUCGAUCUACACCUUCUACGGCCCCGAGGAGCCCAAGUUCAUGAACCUCACCACGAAUUUCCUGAAGAAGGAUCUGAUCAAGGUCAUGCCCUCGCUGGGACUGGCCGACGAGCCGAUCCCGCUCUGGUGGACCACCGACUUCAUCCUGGCGUCGCCGGUCGGCACCCCUGCCGCGGAGGAGAAGUGGAUCGUGGGCGAGUUCAACUGCUCGUGCGUGGGCAUCUCGAAAUGCUUGGCGGCCUUCUGCAAGGACGACACCCCGAAUGCCAAGUACACCGACAUCGCGUACGAGGAUCUGGAUGAAGCCAACCGCUACGGCUCUAUCAUGGGCGACAAGGCGCUCAGCAUCAUGCGCCAGACGAAACCCAGCGCGGCUGGCGGCGGCGGGACGUUCAAGGUCGUGUUCCUGCGCCACGGGGAGAGCGACUGGAACGUCAAGAACAUCUUCACUGGGUGGGCCGACGUGGACCUCAGCGACAACGGCAAGAUCGAGGCGCUCGAGGCGGGCAGGAUGCUCAAGGACAAUGGCUUCAGGUUCGACAUCGUCUUCACGUCCGCGCUCAGGCGCGCCAUCAGGACCGCGUGGACCGCCCUGAUGGAGUCGGAUAACUUCUCGAUGCCAAUCAUCAACACCUGGAGGCUAAACGAGCGGCACUACGGCGGCCUGCAGGGGCUGAACAAGGCCGAGACCGCGGAGAAGCACGGCGACAAGCAGGUCAAGAUUUGGCGCCGCAGCUACGACAUCCCGCCGCCCACCAUCGCCGCGUCCGACCCGCGCCACCCCUGCAACGACCCGCUCUACCGCCACGUCCCCGCUGAGGCGCUGCCUGGCGCGGAGUCCUUGAAGAUGACGGUCGACCGCGUGCUGCCCUUCCUGAACGACACGAUUCUCCCGUGCGUCAUGGCCGGCAAGAGCGUGCUCGUCGCCGCGCACGGGAACUCCCUGCGCGCCAUCUGCAAGUACUUGGAAGGCAUGUCCGAGGAUGAGGUGCUGGAGCUCAACAUCCCGACCGGCGUGCCCCUGGUGUACGAGCUGGACUGCCAGCUGAAGGUCGUCAGCAAGUACUACCUGAUGGACCCUGAGGAGGUGGCGAAGAAGGUGGCCGCCGUCGCCAACCAGGGCAAGGCGAAGUGA